Molecule: messenger RNA, 2906 nt
Organism: Callorhinchus milii (elephant shark)
Lineage: Eukaryota; Metazoa; Chordata; Chondrichthyes; Chimaeriformes; Callorhinchidae
Product: LARGE xylosyl- and glucuronyltransferase 2
Biological process (GO): protein O-linked glycosylation via mannose
Molecular function (GO): glucuronosyltransferase activity; xylosyltransferase activity
Source: RefSeq, a predicted model, not a curated record
AAAGAACCCACUAUAUUUCCAUUUCAUCACGGAUGCGGUGGCGUACAGGAUCCUCAGCAAACUGUUCCAGACCUGGAUGGUUCCCUCUGUAUACAUCAGUUUUUAUGAUGCAGAUGAGUUGAAGCCUAUUGUCGCCUGGAUUCCUAACAAACAUUACUCUGGCAUUUACGGACUGAUGAAGCUGGGCCUGACCAACGUCCUGCCGGCUAACCUGAGCCAGGUCAUUGUGCUGGACACAGACAUUACCUUUGCCACCGACAUUGCUGAACUUUGGGCGAUCUUCCGCAAAUUCACAGAUAAACAAGUAAUUGGGCUAGUGGAAAAUCAGAGUGACUGGUAUCUGGGAAAUCUUUGGAAAAACCAUAAGCCGUGGCCAGCACUGGGCAGAGGCUUUAACACUGGUGUGAUCCUGCUUCUGAUGGACAGGCUGCAGAGGAGAGGCUGGGAACAGAUGUGGAGGUUGACUGCCGAACGGGAGCUGAUGAGUAUGUUCUCAACAUCGCUGGCUGAUCAGGAUAUUUUUAAUGCUGUUAUUAAGCAGAACCCAUCCAUAGUGCAUCAGCUGGCUUGUUUCUGGAACGUGCAGUUAUCAGACCACACACGAUCCGAACUCUGUUACACUAAAGUCUCAGAUCUGAAGGUUAUCCACUGGAACUCCCCUAAAAAGCUGAGAGUCAAGAACAAACAUGUGGAGUUUUUCCGGAAUCUGUACUUGACAUUCCUGGAAUAUGAUGGGAAUCUGCUGCGUCGUGAGCUCUUUCGGUGUCCCAGCCAGACCAGCACAGGAAGACAACGGUUGCAGAGAAUGCUGGAGGAGCUGGAUGAGGAUGACCAAUGCUAUGAUUUUCGACGUGAGCGGAUCACUGAUCACCGGACCCAUCUAUACUUCCUGCAUUAUGACUUCACUGACAACAUGGACGAAGCUGGUGUUACACUGGUCACCCAGCUUUCCAUGGACAGGUUACAGAUGGUGGAAGCAAUUUGCAAGCACUGGGAAGGCCCUAUCAGCUUGGCGCUCUAUCUGUCUGAUGCAGAGGCUCAGCAGUUCCUUCAGUAUGCACUGGCUUCCCAGGUGCUGAGGAAUCGCAGGAAUGUUGGCUACCAUAUAGUGUACAAGGAGGGUCAGUUCUACCCUGUGAACUUGCUACGAAACAUUGCACUGAAGCAAGUAAACACCCCGUAUGUCUUUUUGACAGACAUUGAUUUUCUGCCAAUGUAUGGGCUCCAUCAAUAUCUCAGGAAGUCCAUCAUCCAGCUGGAGUUGGACAGUGAAAAGAAGGCACUGAUUGUUCCAGCGUUUGAAACAUUGCGCUAUCGUCUUUCGUUCCCAAAAUCCAAAGCAGAAGUGCUCUCGAUGCUUGACAUGGGGACUCUUUACACAUUCAGGUACCAUGUCUGGACUAAGGGACAUGCUCCAACCAAUUUUGCCAAAUGGCGCACAGCGACCACUCCGUAUAAAGUGGAGUGGGAGGCAGAUUUUGAGCCUUAUGUUGUAGUAAGGCGAGAUUGUCCAGAGUAUGAUCAGAGAUUUGUUGGAUUUGGAUGGAAUAAAGUGUCUCAUAUCAUUGAACUUGAUGCUCAGGAGUAUGAGCUGAUGGUCCUCCCCAAUGCAUACAUUGUCCACAUGCCCCAUGCUCCCAGCUUCGACAUCUCCAAGUUCCGCUCCAGCUCACUUUAUCGCAAAUGCCUGAGAACACUGAAAGAAGAAUUUCAUCAGGAUAUAUCCCGAAAGUACGGUUCCACAGCACUAAAAUAUCUGACAGCAGAGCAGAGCAUCUAGAGGCCUCUACUGAAAGCUGCACCUUGUUCGGAACAGGCUUUAGGAAUAGGCCCCGUACAUACACAUUGUACCAGGCUAUUUAUCUGUAUUGUAGGGAUCAAUACAGGCACACUAUAUGCAGCUCCCUGUAUCUACAUGUUUUGGCUCAAUGUAGAUUGGGACGUAACUGAAUGUAAACUUUGGACAAUUGGCUGAGUUUUCUAUCUUUUUUCUCUCUAUUUAAAUUAUACAAUUUCGGAACAUGUAAGUAGUGAUUUUUUUUAGAAAUAGUAAAGUGGGUUUUGCUGUUUGCCCACAACCUGUGUAUUAAUACACUUGUUCAGUGUGGAAGCAUCACAUACAGAACUAUGUUCUGAGGCAGCCUUGUUACUCUUCAAGAUUAACCCUUUCUUAUAGUAUAAUUGUCCAGCCAUUUCUCUGCUUUCCAUGAGACUUGCAGUGAGCACAAGGUGGGUAUCAAAUGGUUAACAGUUGGUAUGAGUAAAGGUAGUGUGUGAAAUUAUGUUACCAUUAUCAUAACCUGUACUAGACUGGUACUGUCCUUGAUUGUAGUUCUGAAUCUGGUUAAGCAUUGAUGGCUUCUAAACCUCACGGCCAUAAACAUUGUCAAUUGCCUCCAGCCUGCCAGCACUCCCAAUGAUGGAGGGAAUUGCCAGCUCCUGCCUGAAAAUAUGGUUUUAUGAUGUAUUAGAUUUUCGGCAUCAAAUCCUGGCAUAGCAUGCCAGAACCAGUGACACACUUGGGAUCACCUGGAUACAGAAAAACUUCUUCCUGUUCCCGUGACUGUUUGUUGGUCCCAAAGUGGAUGAUGGCGCUGUUGGAAUGGGAUUUGGGACAAUGGUAAUUUCUAAUCCUGUACAUUCCUAUGUUCCUAUGGAAUGGUUUAAUGAUGCUUCUGUUUUUCUAAUCACCCAAAACUGUCUUUUCUGCCAAGGUGGAUGCUCUGGAAUAGAAUGGCUCUCUGUUCAUUCUGCUGUUAUACUGUUACACUUGACUGUACUUGGAACUUGUCCUGAAGCAAGGCUGUAGUUUCUUCCAUAGUUUGAGUAAAACAAAAAAAAUUUCUGCAGAGAAAUUUGGAUAAUUGCUAUAAAUCAAAAUUUUCUCAUUAAAACUGAUCUUAGUU